AUGGUGUACCCCAACGUUUGUUCGCUACAUGAGACGGUGAACAUCGAGGCGCUGCUCAAGUAUUCCGCUCACAGGACGGACCGGAGACAGGCAGUUUUGGAUGCGUAUGUACUUCGACAUUGCGAACAAGGCGUGCGUGAAGGGGCUCUCUCGACAAUUUGUGUGAACUAUUACAAGAAGCCUCACUACGGUCGCCUUAUGGCAAAAGGUCCUGCAGGCCAGAAGCUCACGCGGGAGGCCCUUGCGGUUGCCUUUGGUUCGCACUGCGCAGAGCUUGAUGCUCCGUGCUGUCAUCCUCGUCUCCUGCAACGGCAGCUCCAGCAGCUUGACAUAUGGGAUCCAGUCAAGUUCAUCAUGCUCGACAAGUUCAUAGUUCACUACAAAGAGUGGCGCCUGUGCUUGGCUGAGUACAUGAACAACAGCUUGGACGAAGCCAAAGUGGAGCUCACCCGCAUCUUCUACGGAGGCAAGCCAUCCGUCGAAGCGCCGUUCCUCUUGAAGCUAUGCGACGAGGUCCAGUGCGCUGCCCAGAUGAUCCUGCGCCACCCAAGUGCUCUGGAGUGGAGCGACCUUUACAAUGAUCGCAGGAAUCCAGAAUUCAGCAGACUUUCUGCAAUUCUGUCAGUUGAGGAAGCCAAGAUGCUAGCCGCCAUCUACGAGGACAUUCCUGAGCUUUUCCAAGUGUUCAUCUUUGAUGGCGGCUAUGUCAAUGACCGACAUCUGGCAGACCAG
This is a messenger RNA of Symbiodinium pilosum, 732 nucleotides long. The record is from the annotation of a GenBank genome assembly. Lineage: Eukaryota; Dinophyceae; Suessiales; Symbiodiniaceae.